Messenger RNA from Symbiodinium pilosum, 1950 nucleotides. The record is from the annotation of a GenBank genome assembly. NCBI's taxonomy places the organism in Eukaryota, Dinophyceae, Suessiales, Symbiodiniaceae.
AUGGCACAAGACGUGCCAGCAGCCGCUCCAGAAGCGUCAGACCGCCCGGUUGCUGCCACGCCCGAGCUGACCUCGCAGGCGGAAUGGCCCUGGAGAAAGGUGGAGAGCGCUGCCGCUUGUGAGCAGAAAGAGGCGGCAGCUGCCGAGGUGCCGGAGGAUGGGCUUAGCUUUCGCAGAGACCUUUGGGACAAGUUUGAUUACCUGUGGCGAGAGAGGAUCGAGCCUUCUCAGGGUUUGCUGCAAAAGGUGGCGGAUCUUUUAAGAAGUCGAGCAGAGCUGGAAAGAAAGUAUGGCGAGAGCCUCCUCGGCUUUGGCGCAGACAUCCAAGUUGAGCCAGGCAAUCCUCUCCACAGCGCGGUUGAUGCCAUGAUUGUAAAUUUCCGAAACCGGGGGGAGCAGUCUAUCACUCUAGCAGACGAGUUGGAGCAAGACAUCAUUGUUUGCUUUGACACUGUGAUCAAGCAGCACAAAGAGGUCUCGAAGAAGAUCCAGUCUGACGUGCAGCUCGUGCUGAAAUAUGCCCAGGAUAGGCGCAAGGCGCACGACAAGCUGGCGAGAAGGUAUGGCUCUCGAUGCGCUGAGGCCGAGUAUUUGGCGCAGGACUGCCUCCAAGCAGUUUCGAUGAAGACAGCUGACCGGAUGAAGCUGGCACAACAAGCCACGGUUCUCAGCAAGCAAGCUCGUGUGGCCGAAUACGAAACGCGGCUGAAUUUGGAGAAGCUUCAAGAAUUCAAGCUGCUGGGCUGGAAUGAGUUGAGCCCUGAACUCCUGGCAGAGGAUGAGCUACGCCUGACUGACUUCCAAGAUCCUCAUGGAGGAGAUCACCAAGUGUCCGUAAGCCUUUGCACGCUUGGCUUGCCCAGCAUGAAUCUAGGUGCAUUUUACGGAGACUUUGAGUCAAGCUCGGGUGGCCGAGAUAGCUCAGGUACUCCAUCAGGCACGCUUGGAAUGUUUAUGGCAGGUUGCGGCUUGACAGAUGCCAGCGGUGAGGCGCUGGGACAACUCCUGAAGGUCUCUGAGAGGCUUCGCAGAUUAUCUUUGAACAACAACAGACUAGGCUGCACGGCGGCAGCCUGCUUGUCUUCCGGUCUCCAACGCAACGACUUCCUGUGCGACCUCAAUCUCCGGCAGAACGUUAUUGCAGACAAAGGCUGCUGCGCACUUGCCAAAGCACUGGAGGUCAAUCCUUUCGUCCUAGAGACAUUGGAUGUGUCCGAGAAUCACUUUGCGGAAGCUGGGCAAUUGGCGCUUGAGGCUGGCUUUCAUGCUAGCAGCUCGUUGGCCAAGCUGCAUUUGGGUCGUCAGGGAGGAAGACAGACGGUCUUGGAGAAGUCGCCAGCAGCUGCCGUGGGCUUGGAAGGAGCCGCGCCGCUGCCCCAACCUGUUUGUCCUGGCUUCGAGUUCGUUGUGCAUUGCCACAGCUUGGGUGCGGAGAUAUGCGCAACAGCAGACGUCCCGGGCAACCUGGACAAGCCUGCAGGCACGCUUGUGGAUAUGCAACAGGACGACAAGGAUUUGGAUUUGGUCUUCUCCGUGCCGCGGCUGGCAUCAGACGACGUCACUAACGUCUCUCUGUCAGCCACAAGCCUGAAGAUCACUACACAGAACAAGACACUGGUUAACGUGCAGCUGCCCCUGAGUUUGGCCACGCCUGGAGAAGUGAAUGCCUUGCAGAUUCCACGGCGCCAAGCUGGCAAGAAUAUGGAAUACAUGGGACGACGAACCUGGAAGGGGCAAGAGCGUGCCAACAGGGCACAGAGGCUGUACGACCAGCAGAUGUCUCACGUCCUGGAGGUCCUGCAGGACAUGGAGGACAAGCGAGGGCGCUGCCUCCGAGAUGGCCUCAGAAAGCUUGCGGUCUACGAGACCUCGUGGCUGCGGAACAUGCAGUACGAUCUCGAGGGAGCCGCCAAGGCUGCUGAGGACUGUGAUGCGGCCACGGCCCCAUAG